AGGAUUGGCUAAAGCAAUUGAAUGAGACAAUGGCAUUUUUUCAAUUGGUUCUCAAAGCCAGAAAGCUCGAGAGAGCUAGGUUGAGAUACGAAGAUGAGAAAUUGAGAUCGAUCGAGAUCUCCGAGGGUGUUGAGCCACGUCUGACUUUCAGGCAGCGUCUUCGACGAAGGAGAUUAAAAUGCAGAAAGAAGCUCAGGCACUUUUGGAGUCGAAUAAUUUCCUCCAUAACGCAUACGUGGGUUUGCCGAAAGGUGAGACUUCUCCGUACAGACGGUUCGCUCGAGAACUACAUUCUAAAGAGCGUGUUUGGAUUCUUGGGCGGCAUAUUACUCACGUAUAUGUUCUUCGUGUUCUUUGUUAUUCAAUUGAGCUUCACCCUCUCGUCCGCCACGAUAAUGUGCUCGGUUCUUGGAGUGGUCCUCACGCUUGGUUUAGCGUUUUCUUAUCGUAUAAGGUGUAUUGUAUUUCUAUUGCUGCCGCAAUUCUUUUCUAAACGUGGCAGACAGGCCUUGAUGGCCUAUGCCUUUAUUCUAACACUUACCGGACCGGCAAAGAAUGUCUUGCAUAAUAUCAGUAUCCUUUCGGAGUCUUUAGUCUGCGGACAGGAGCAAUUAAAACAAGCCGUGAAAAACGUGGUUGACUUAAUAAAAGAACCCUUCUACGCUCUGCGAGACGCGAUAUCGAAAGUAAUAAAGACGGUGAAGGUGGUCGUGAAGAAGAUUAAGCGGACCCUCGUGGCUAUCAAGCGACUCGUGCUCAGUAUACUGAGAGUGAUCACGUCGGUUUUUCAAUGGCUCGGCAGCAUCGUGAAUAUCUGCAACAAGAAGCUGGGCACGCCGUUCGACAGGUGUCAGAGGGUCUUUGACGGCGCGGUUACUGACUGCAAAGCGAAGCUUGGUCCCUUUUUCGGGGGGAUUUGCAAUCUGGCGUACGUCGUCGGUGCCCUGUGUUACGUAGUGAAACCUCUGGACUUCAUCUGCAUGCUCGUGUCUUAUGUCGCCGAUACCAUAGUUAACGCCGUACGGAAGAAAAUUAAAAGGUUCACUCGCCACGUAAAAGCAAUGUUCUACGUUAAAGUGAAAUUCUCGCACUCUUUCCAUUUUGAGACGAACCAAAGUAAAGCCCUCGGAGACGUAUCGACUGGCAUAAUUACCGAAGUGCGAUCGAGAACCGAUAGAUUUCUAGCUGUUUUCGAUUGGAUGAGCUUUAUGACCACUUUCUUCAUUUUCUUCACGCUGCUAAGGAUCUUGCAUUAUCGACACAAAUGGCUGACGAGCGAACGCUUCGAUAAUAAGUACUUGACUGAUGAUCUGCGCACUAUCGAUUUAAUAAGAACACGUCAGGAUAAGGAAACCAUUCUGCCGUUAAACCGUCGCGAAAGAAAUCAAUACAUCCCGCUGACGUCCGUUACAUUGAUCAAGGUGGAAAAAAUUAAGCUCACGAAAUCCGCCGUUUUUCUAGGCUUAACAACGUUCAAAAUCUGUAUCCACAUGAUGGCGGACUACAGUCUUCAUUGGAUUCUCAGCACUAUUAGAUAUCACGGGCGGAUCGAAACAAAGGUCCAACGACCCAAUUUCGUGGGCGUCUAUGUGUCUGGUGACGGCUAUCUCGCCGACCUUUAUCGAAGCAUCGUGAAAGCCUUCACGCCGCACACGAAGGAUACGGAGAUCGAUGUGACACCCUGCCUCCCGGAUCCCAUUCCUCCAGAUCUAGAUCGGUACACGCAGAUUGUGACGUUGAUGGCCUUCUGCUGGAUCAUGGCGAUAUUCGAGCCGUACGGAUUGCGACUGCGACACGUCGUCAUGUGCAAAUAUCACCCGGAAAGAGCGAAGCAAAGAGCCGCUUGGUUGUAUAAUCACAUAAUUAGGUCGAGAGGAAGUUUUCUAAAAUUUGCACGACGCCAGUUGCGCCGCAAGUUUGGCAUGACCGAAGGCGAGAGAAUCGAGAGAGUCACGUUCGCAGAGCGAUGCCUGGCGAUCUGCCCUUUCCUGAACAAAUUGUUCCCUCGAAAGCAGAACGUGUGUCUCCUGUGCGGCGCCGUGGAACGUUCCGAUCAGGAACCGCACAUUAAAUGCGCCACACCAAGCUGCGUCGGUUUGUUCUGCAUCCAAUGCUUCGCGGACUUGCAGAAUCUCUGCACGAUUUGCCGAUCGCCCAUUGACUACGGCGAUUUGUCAGACAUUAGCGAGGAGAAAGAUUCAUCCGAUGAUCAAUUGAUAGUAAAAAGGGAACCUGUACCAAUAAGCACAUAUAUCGAUGAAAGAGAAGAACCGGUUAUAGAAGAAAAACCCACGGAGGAAAUGGCAAAGGAAGAAAAAGAAGAAGAAGCGCCGAAGGAAAGUGUACCAGAAGAAAUAAUAGUGAAAGAAAGGUUGCCGGAAGAAGAGAUGCCGGAAAGAAGAAUAUCCGAAGAAAGGAAAGAAGAAAGAAUCGAAAGAAUACUUGUAGAAAAGAAGGACGAAGCAGUGCAAACGGACGACGAUAUCGGUGAAAGUAGUUCUGAUUCGAUCUGUUGUUACAGUAUGUACAUCACCUAUCUGCGUUUCGCACUGUAUUUCUAUUACAAAUGCGUGUCUUCAAAUGCACGCAAUUUAAUUAUCGAUACACGUGCCAGCUUGUCGAGAAGAAUCACGAGAGAUCGAAAUUGAGCACGGAGAAUGCCGUUCAAAGACGUCGAAGCGCAGAAAAUAAGGGAAGAUGUUACAAUUCAAAUUUUUAACGAGCCAUUGGCGAGGGAUAUUACCUCGAGUAGCGAGGAUCCGACGUCCUGUUUCGUGAUGAGAGCUCGUAGGAGACUUCGUACCAGGUUGAAAAGGAAAUCCUGCUCUUCCCCGCGCAAAGACGAUUCCAGCUCGUCUACGUCGAUAGCGGACACCGAAUCCUGCCCUACGGAGGAGCUAGAUGAGGAAGAGGUAAUUCACAUUGAGAUGGACGACGGCUCAAAGGAAUUACUCUUAAAGGCCGGUAGUGCAAAAGCAAGGAAACGAAGUAGUCACAUAGGAAGAAUCCUUGCUGCACUCGCGAAAAUUUCUUGGCUCGGCAAGAGAACGACGACCGAUAGCGACGGCGAAUGGCGAACGAGAAAACCGUCUCUCCUGGAUAGAAUAGCGCGGAUGCUGCCUGGAAAUCAAUCUACCGCGCCCGUGCGAAUGUAUCGGCGAAUUCGCACUACGAAAAAGGACGCGAGGCGUAAGGACUCUUCCUCCGUUUCCUCAUCUUCCGCCGACGAAGAAAACGAACGGCGCACGAUCUUAAAGGCGCACGAUCGGCAAGUAGAUUGUUUGCAAAUCAUCUCAGACCAUGACGAUUCCGGGGAUAAUAUUUACAGCAGAAAUUAUGAUUCGCAUCGCGCACGACGCGGGACGAUCUGUCGGCGAUCAGAUUCUCAUAAAACUGACGAUGCAAAACUGAGGUAUCCUCACGAGAAGAAAUUUCAAAUGAAAGAGUUGCCAAGACAUCUGCAGCCAGUUUCGAAGGGUACGGCGUAUUUUGAAGUGGAUGAGAUUAAAGAUUCUCAAUCGAAGCGAAAAUGUAUUCGUCCGGCAGACCGCAUUAAUGUUUUAUCGAACACCAGAAUAUCCGACAUCGACAGGAAUAAGAAGAGAGACAUAUGGGACAUCGCUAGUGACGACUACGCUCAAUUUCCUUGCAUGUCGCAAAUAUCCUGCGAUGUUAAAGAUAGCACGAGUCAAUCGGACAUGAGUGCCGUUACAGAACAAAGCAGUAAAAUAUCUGAAACGAACGGAAUGUCAGAAACAGAUAAGGAACGGUUAGCUACUGAUUGGGAAAGAUUAGAUCAAGAAAAGAAGACGGAAGAAAUUGUCACUACCGAAAAAACCUCGAUAGAUAGUGAAACAGAUCGACCAGGAGUUUCAAAAAACGCUCCAAUCGAAAAUGAUCGAAGGGAAUCAUUAGCGAAAAAUAGCAGAGCAAUUGUGGAGUCAAAUAACACUGUGGAGGGAGGUAUGAGAAUAUACUUUGCCAAAAAGGAACAAGCCGAAGAAUUAGCCCGAGGAAAAAGGGCCAGAGAAAAAGUGAUAGCGUCGACUUCGGUAGCAAAUGAUAAAGCUCGACUGUACGAUCCGUUAGCUAGUUUAGAGUUGUACGGCGUCACGUGCCAAGUAAAAAGACGUGAAAAACCUGCCGUGGAAAAAUUAACGAAGCAAUCGGGAACGGCGGAAAUACGUAUUGACGAUAGAAAGGCGGCGGGAUUUGAAGAAGAUAUUGAAAUGGUACAAAAAAGUGUGCAGGUUUUGGCGCGUGAAAUUAGAAAAUCUGCAACAUUAUCUGAAAAGAAUAUUCAAACGAAUCUGCGAAAAGCUGAAAAAUACAAAAGGUGUAAUAAGAUGUCGCAUAUCGACGCGGAAGUUUCCGGAGCAGUUGGCUUGGAAAGAAAAGGGAAGAAGAAGGAAAGAAAACAGAGAAAAUGGAUCGAUAAAUAUAAACAUCGCGAGCAAAGGAAAUCUGAUAGUAGCUCACCACGAAGAAAACAAGAAUCCGGUAAUAAGGCUACACUGGUGAAAGAAAAGCUUUACAAUAGAAAGAAACGAGAAAAUAUUUGCAUUCGCGAUGUGCUUACUCGUAGACAUCCCAGUACACGGCACGCGGAAGACCCUUUCCGUGCGAGUCGCGCGGAAUGGCAUCCUGACGGUGUUCGAAGGCAGGCAAGAAUUGCUCCCGCAUUAAGAUCAGUGGCUGAACCAAGAGAAAAUCGUCAAACUCAAUGUAAUCUUAGCGACCAGGAGGACCCUCGAAGCAGGAAAGACGAUAUCUACGAUGUGAAGUCUACAAACAAGUCAGAAGUCUGGUCCUGUCACGUUCAGCAAUUUAAGGCACCUGAGCAAAUAGUUUGCUGUCAAGAUUAUUGGGAUCAAGGAAAACUUUUGAGUUCAUAUAAUGACUCAUCAGAGAAGAAGCCGCAGCAAAUAAAAAGAAGAUACAACGUUAACGUGCGCGACGCCAGAUUGGAAAUACCUAUGUUGAAAAAAUAUUUACCCGCCUAUCAACCCCCUGGUUUGAUAGAAGAGCUGAAGGAACAUGAUAGAAUGAGAUUAAUUCAGGAACGAGAAGCUAGAAGACGGACAGCUUUGAGCGCUCUUCGAAGCACGAGGGAUUCUCUAUCGAGCGGUGCGUCGAGGCAUCGGGCGUGCGAUACUUCUGUAAUAUGCGACGCUCAUGAAACCGUCAGCAGAUUAACUUCAGUAAGAAAAGUUGCUCUCGCAUUGUCUAAAGAUUGCAAGAAUUCUUGCAGACUCCGUCGUACCCAGCAAUAAGCUAAUGUAACUUGAUUAAUUUCUCUUCUAAUUGAAUCUCAGCGUAUUUGUUGCUAUGCGAUUGUUGAAAGUGGAAAGUAUUCUCGGUAUGACGACAUACCAAUGUGCGGUCGCUGUAAGAGAAUGAAAGGUUAAAGAUAUAAAGUAUCUCUCAGUUUCGAUAUGAUACAUUCCAAGGUCUCCACGAGGCUGACAGAGGGGAAUACCCUUCCGUAUCAAGAAACGCAAGCUUUCAAAGACGUCGUGCGUGAGUUUCGGGACAAAAUGAUAACGACCGAGAUACCUCUAAUAUCUUUAUCUCAGCGCGCAGACAAAUCUAAAGAUGUGAAACAAUUGUUUCCUCUCAAAAAUGAAGACCGCGGCGGAUUUACGGCGACGCCGAAGUUCGCGAAAGUUGUUAACAGGUUUAAGGUACACGAAACUUUAUUUGCGAGAGAUUCAACCGGAAUUAAGAACGGUUAAAGUGGAUUUGUGCGCGUAGAUUGUAGUUAAGUGUGGAAUAUUUAGUUGUACAUUGACUUUUACUGCGGGAGCUGAAACAAUUUGAAAUUAAUUUACGCCCUUCGGCCAUUUAAUGUAUGCGAGUACAUGUUUUACGUUUCACUAUGAUGUAAUUAAUAAUUGGAAUUAAUGUUCGUACGCAGCCAAUAUAUGAUAAAUACGAGGCAGAAGAAGAGUGUACUACAAUAUACAAAACAACGCGGAAAUUUCCAAGCGAAUCGUUUAGCGAAAUGUCGUCAACUUGCAGUUACCCUCGUGAACAUCGUCGAUUUGACGUCUCGACUUCGGCCGACGAAAGCACAGAUAACAAUGUUGAUAUCUCAUGAAUGUGUUAUAUAAUAAAGAAUGCAGGGAAGAAAUCUUGUAAUCGAAUUAGUGGUAUUAUCUAAAUGUUAAAGUUGUUUGUGAAAUUAUGUAACGCUCUACUUCGUUGUUUGUUACGUUAUGUAACUGAAACUCUUUGAGGUUUAAUUUUAAAUAUUGACAAGUUCGGCAAACUUUAAAGGAAGAUAAUCUAAUAGUAAAUUGCUUGUCGAAUGUAUGUCGCAAACAGCGUUGCGGAGCAAUGUGUCGCAUAUUUGUCAGCGCUGAUACAGUGUUAAAAAAAAAAUCGUGCCGUUCGCAUUUGCAUAUUACACAGUGCGGGGCGAAAUAAUUUAUACGCAUAACCGAAUAACACGCAGCUGCUAAAGUGUCCGUCUGAAAACAAAUACAGCGACUACCAGAAUCAAAAGCAAACAACAGAUUUCUUAUCGGUGGUGCUAAAUACCACUACAGCUGAACGAUUAAUUAAUACACGCAAUAGACACGAGUCAAAGUUAUUGUAUGAGAAUCCAUCUGCUAACGCGGAACCCUUAAAGACGACCGUACAUUUUUCACAGGCAAAUUGAGAACGCUCGUAAAUCACGAAGGAUUCCGACAGUCGUGGCCGUUGGAAAUGCGAUCAACAAGCUACGUGAAUAAUGCAUCGGACGAUUUUCUGCGAGCACGUGCUAUCGAGACAACAAAAAACGUGGCAAGAUUACCUUCGUAUCAUUGCUUAGACGCGCUGAGAUAGAAAGGUCACCUAAAAACAAGUCACCGAAUGAUUGCCGGUGUAAUCCGAGAAACGGGCGAAAAGGCAUCGCUCAAGAGUUGAUACCAAUCCGACAUGUUGGCUGCAUUUGUAAACUAACGCCGUGCAGAUGUAGAAAAGACAGAUUCAUCUGUAAGAGACCGCUGGCAAAGUGCUAUUACUGCAAGAGUCU
Molecule: messenger RNA, 7021 nt
Organism: Vollenhovia emeryi
Lineage: Eukaryota; Metazoa; Arthropoda; Insecta; Hymenoptera; Formicidae
Cellular component (GO): membrane
Source: RefSeq, a predicted model, not a curated record